Messenger RNA from Orbilia oligospora ATCC 24927, 849 nucleotides. RefSeq lists its product as uncharacterized. The coding region runs from base 1 to 849 and encodes 282 amino acids. The record is from RefSeq and is a predicted model, not a curated record. NCBI's taxonomy places the organism in Eukaryota, Fungi, Ascomycota, Orbiliomycetes, Orbiliales, Orbiliaceae. The transcript has a single exon.
AUGGGAUUCGUCAGAGAGAAUACGGGGGUCCCGGUUCCAAGGGUUUUAGGGUUUUGGAGUCAUCGAGGGGAAACAAGUUCAAAGAUUGGUUCCACGUCAUCAGAUGGGCAGAACAAAUCUGAAACGUCAAAGAGAAGAGAAAGUGCUGGGCCAAGUGAAUUGAAUUACAUGCUCAUAGAGGCGUUACCAGGCGACCCGAUUGGAGAAGUUUGGAUGGAAAUGGAUGAUGCUGCCAAAGGAAGGUUUAAGCAGGAACUCGUCGGGUACCUCAGGGAGCUUAGGGCGCUGGAACAGCACCCGAUGGCGGGUAACACCCAUAAUGGCGAUGUAGUGGAUGAAGUGAAACCUAGGUACAUCGGCGCGAUUGAUCACCAACCUCUAACAGACCAUAGGAUCGCGACGGUACCCUACGGACCGUUUGAGGAUGUGGAGGGGUGGCUGGAGUGUGAAUAUCUACUUGGUUACGUGGCUAAGGCCAGGCCUCAGGAGGUGCAUGAGAGGCUGGAACAAGAGCUCAAGAAAAGAGAUGCAGGAGUGGUGUUUACCCAUUCAGAUCUGACGCCUAGAAAUGUACUAGUGGAAAAGGAAAGCGGUCGGAUUACAGGAAUUGUAGAUUGGGAUUCUGCAGGGUGGUGUGUGGAAUGGUGGGAGGGGGUCAAGGGAGUUUACGGGUGGAACGAUGGCAGCUUCGCCCAGAAACUCGAAGGAAAGGACAACAUAACUACUACUCCAAGUGAAGAUAGUUUGCUAGGGACGUGGAGAGCCUUGCUAAGAGAAGUAGUGGGCGACUUCGAUGAUGAGCUCAAGGCGGACGAAGAGAUGAGAGACAUCUAUGGAUUUCCGUACUAG